GAUCGGUCGGGUUUAGUAAAGUUUACACCAAAAAGAAAAGAGAAAAGAAAACUACCGUACACGUUCAAUGUUAUUAAGAUCAAGGAUAGGAUCAUGUGAUUUUCUAGUCCACUCUCACUCAUCCCUCUCCCCAUCCCUAUCCCAGUUCUGGCCCGUCAUCCAAUUUUUAACAAAAUCUUCCCAUUUUAAGAUCGAGGAUGGAAGCUGCAGUAGUCCGUGGUCCACCAUUGAUAAACGUCGCCGCUGUCUGCGGUUCCCUUCGCAAAGGCUCUUACAACCGCGGCCUCCUUCGAGCUGCAAUGGAGAUAUCUAAGGAGUCAGUUAAGGGUUUGAACAUAGAGUAUGUGGACAUAUCGCCAUUGCCAUUUCUAAAUACGGACUUGGAGGUUGAUGGGACAUAUCCUUCAGAAGUUGAGGCUUUUAGGGAAAAGAUUCAACAAGCUGAUUGCUAUCUCUUUGCUUCUCCAGAGUAUAAUUACUCUGUUACUGGACCUCUGAAAAAUGCAGUUGACUGGGCAUCUAGACCUCCAAAUGUUUGGGCCGAUAAAGCAGCUGCAAUUGUUAGUGCUGGAGGAAGUUUUGGUGGGGGACGAUCGCAGUAUCAUCUCCGGCAGAGCGGAGUUUACCUUGACCUUCACUUCAUCAACAAACCUGAGUUUUUCCUUAAUGCAUUUGAAAAGCCUGCAAAGUUUGAUAGUGAAGGCAAUUUGCUUGAUGCUGCUGCUAAAGAGAGGUUAAAGGAGGUUCUUUUAUCCCUGCAAAGGUUUGCAUUACGACUUCGAGGAGAAUCUGAAUGAUAUGUGAGGCUCAUAUUGUUUGCUUUGAUCAUCCCUGUAAUACCUGUCCAAUCGUAUCUUGGGUGCUAAACCUUAUGCAAUUCAGUGGAUGCUUUCUUGUGCCUUGGAACUGUUUAUGACUUUGAUGUGUAGACGUCUCAACCAAAAAUUGAUCCUUCGAAGAGCAUAUUGAUGUCCUGUUCUGAAAGUCUUGUCAGACUAAUAAUGGAAAUGAAUGCUUUAGUACAUGAUUAGGCAUAUUAUGAUGAACGACUGUCUGUACUCAAACUGCUUUCCCUUAAUUUGAUGGUUCUUUCACUAUUUUUGUAAAGUACCCAAGGAAAUGCUUUUGAAGUUCAGAAGAAUCGGACAAGUGGGAAAAGUACAUUGCAGCAAUAGCCGGAUCAGCAUCCUUUACAUGGUAGUUGGUAGUACCAUUCUUGUGUGGAUUUUUUGUUAAAGAAGUUUGGAAGUAAAGUUCCAAAUGAUUCUUAGACCUUUGUUUUGCCCAGGACAAUUGUAUUGCAGUUUGCAUGCAAAGUUUUCUUAUCUUCAUUUCUCUUGCAUCCAUUACUCUCAGAGCUGUGCUCAGUUGAUUGUGAUACCUGAUUUUGGCUUCUGGCUU
Molecule: messenger RNA, 1401 nt
Organism: Coffea arabica (coffee)
Lineage: Eukaryota; Viridiplantae; Streptophyta; Magnoliopsida; Gentianales; Rubiaceae
Product: NAD(P)H:quinone oxidoreductase
Cellular component (GO): cytosol
Molecular function (GO): oxidoreductase activity; FMN binding
Source: RefSeq, a predicted model, not a curated record